GGGGAGAAGGAGCGUUUUCCGAAAGAGCCGCUGCCUAGCUUGAGAAGCGCUCCUCGCUCAGAACAAUGGCUGCACUGCCAAGGCUGGUCCGAGUGUCUUCAGUCGUGCUGGUGGUCUGGGCUGGUUUUUGUUCUGCCGUAUGUGUUGAAGUUCCCUCAGAGACAGAGGCUGUCCAAGGGACACACAUGAAGCUACUCUGCAUCUCUUGCAUGAAGAGGGAAGAGGUCACAGCCAGCACCGUGGUGGAGUGGUUCUAUAGGCCUGAGGGUGGAAAAGAUGAACCCAUCUACGAGUACAGGAAAACAAAUCAUGAAUUUCCGAGCCGCUUCAGUGGUCGGCUGCAGUGGAAUGGGAGUAAAGACAUGCAGGAUGUAUCCAUCACUGUGUUAAAUGUGACCUUGAACGAUUCGGGUAUCUACACCUGUAAUAUUACCCGGGAGUUUGAGUUUGAGAUUCACCGACCUCUCUUCACAAGCUCCAGACUGAUCCAUCUCACCGUGGUGGAGGAGGCUGGAGAAGACUUCACUUCGGUCAUCUCUGAAAUUAUGAUGUAUAUUCUUCUGGUCUUCCUUACCUUGUGGCUACUGAUAGAAAUGGUCUAUUGCUACCGGAAAGUCUCUAAGGCGGAGGAGGCUGCCCAGGAAAAUGCGACAGACUACCUUGCGAUUCCAUCAGAAAACAAGGAAAACUGUGCCGUGCCGGUGGAGGAGUAGCAGAGAGGAGACAGUGGAACAAAUGGCAGCAAGGUAGGGACUCUGAAGACAGAAGGACCCCGUCAUGCCAGCCAGGUUUGGGAGAACUCUCUGCCGUCGGGAGGAAAUGCGGGGAAGUGUAAAUUCUCUUCCAUUUGCCUUGGACUCUGCACAACCUUGACUUUGGCUUCGUGACUCCGUUCUGAGCUGUCAGCCCAUUGUUAAGGGACUCUUCUUUUGAAGCAUGCUGAGCAAAGGGCACGGGGGUGUGGGCAGCACAGCUCCUUCCCAAGUUUCAGUCCCAUCAUCACGUUAACGGCUUUGUAAAUAUUAGUGUCGUUUCUUAGCUGCUGUGACCACCACCACCUGUUUUUGCAGAAUAUGCUCAUUCUCCGUUGCAGAGGUAAAGGUUGUGUCAUGUUACUCUGACCUGCAGGACUGGAAGUGAGGUCAUUCAUUUUACGGUGAUGCUCCAUUUGUUACAGCCCAAGAAGUCGUUAUAGGUGUGAAACAGGAAGAAUUUAAUUAACUAGCUGUUGCUCGGUAAGUUGCUGUGGACUUUAGGCUGCCAGUGCAGACGUAGAGAGCAGCGUGAGGGCUAUAAUGCAUUAGAAUUGUUGAAAAUGUGUAACAAGAAGGAUGAGUCCCUGUGCAAAGUUCAGACUUGCUUUUGAAGGAGAGAACUGUGAAUCUAAAUCCUUAAUCUGAAUUCUAAUUUGGGAGGCUAUAUGAUGCAAGUAUAAGAAUCCCUUAUAUUCUCCCUUUCAUUUAGCAAAAGUCUAAAGUCUCACUUCCUUCCCUUUGCCUUGUGUAGCAGAUUUACUCCUCAAGUACACAGAGACCCCCAGUGAGGGGAACCUGCGGAGUGGUGUUCUGCGACAGCAGGCAAGCGUGGGACAAGGUAUGCAGUGACCUGUUUAUGGGGAGACCCCUGAAAGGAGGACAGCCGGAUGCAAAUAGGCAAGCAAAUUAAAUAGGCUGCAUAGCCCUCAAGAGGACAAGGACAGACAACUUUGUAGGUGGUGGCACCUUUUGUAACCGUGGUAGUGUUUUUGUACCGUAGUGUAGCACCACCUAGCGGCAUAAACAGGACAUUCUCAUUCUUCAGUAGUGAUUGUUUCUUGUGGUAAUUAUUGUGUAGUUCGAAUAGUCAGCGGGCAUCUGACGUGACCCAUUGCUGCCCAGGAAUUAUGCUGUAAAUUCAGUGUUUCCUAUACAAACUUGCAUUUUAAAUUUCAGCAGAUGAAGCAAAGUAAAAUUUGUUUUUAGGCCUCUAUAGACAACAAAUACAGGUGGGUGGAGCUCAACAACUAGGAUUAUGUGGAGAAAGCAGGCAGAAGCGUUGGCCUGGAGUGGAACUGUACCUUAAUACAAAAUGGGAGAUGGUUGGGUUUUUUUCAUAUAGUACAUGUAGUUUUUUUCAUAUAGUACAUACCUGCUGCAAUGGAGCCUAUCCUGCUUGCAAGCCUUUGAAAAUUUUGCUACACUGAUCGCUUCUUCAUGGUUAUAAAAUGCUCGUGAAUCAAGGCAUGCUUCCCACAUGUGGAAUUUCCUCUGCUUUGUUCUGCUGCAGUUUAUGUGUUCCUAAAAUCGCAGAAAUUACUCCAAUUUUAAGUCAGGCCCCGGCCAGAUUUCCAACUGGCCAUUGUUCAAAAUUCCUUUUUGGAGUGAGUGUCAACUUUAGCAAACUAUCGCAAUCCCGGUCCUUGCAGUAGGAUGGCUGUCAAGUCCAGAGCCAAGUCUGGCAAUCUGAGCACAUUUUCCAGACGGAGCACACUUGUUAUCUGGGUACUGGUUCCUUAAAAACCUGAUAUCCGAAAGGGUAAAAAAUCAGUUACUCUUCUAAAUCUGUUGGGUGUCUUCCCUUUCCCUAGGCCAAUUUAAGAUGGGCCUCAGGGCAAUUGUGGGCAUACUCCCAACUUUAGAUCCACGGCAGUAGGUCGUAACUCCAGGGAUCCCAUUGCUGACCUGGUGCCCAGGGUGGUUUUUAGGUAAGGUCACAUAACCUCUCUCCUACUUUAGCUCUGCUCCCUCUCAGUCUUGGUGAAUUAUUGAUAACCCUCUCGUGUCAUAACGCUAAGCGAGUUAACUGAAAACUUCUCGAGAGCUACCUCAGGAGGUAAAGAAGAGACGUCCUUUAGUCCUGCACCUUCCAGUACCUUACACGCAUCUUCUCGAGAUGUCUUUUCUGGACGCAUCUUUUAUCUGUCCAGAUCCUUCAGACGGAUGUGACUGACCCCCUGUGUUCUAGGUAGGGGAAAACUGUGUGUAAAUUUUGCUCAAGAUUCUCACAGAAAAAAAAUGGAACCUUUCAAGGGCAGUGUUAAAGACAGGCUUUGUCCUGGAAGAGAUGGCCCUGGUCGGUACCUGAAAAGACCUCUGUAUAUUUGGAAACAACAGAAGAGACUCCAGAAUAGGCAGGACAAUAAAAACAAAGCACUCACAAGUCA
Dromaius novaehollandiae (emu) is the source of this 3142-nucleotide messenger RNA. RefSeq names its product sodium voltage-gated channel beta subunit 3 (gene SCN3B). Gene Ontology annotation, biological process: regulation of sodium ion transmembrane transporter activity; sodium ion transport; regulation of heart rate by cardiac conduction. NCBI's taxonomy places the organism in Eukaryota, Metazoa, Chordata, Aves, Casuariiformes, Dromaiidae. Gene Ontology annotation, cellular component: voltage-gated sodium channel complex. The transcript has 6 exons. Gene Ontology annotation, molecular function: transmembrane transporter binding; sodium channel inhibitor activity. Bases 66 to 713 code for a protein of 215 amino acids. The record is from RefSeq and is a predicted model, not a curated record.